AGAUGCGUAUAAUAUACGGUGAUGUAUCCUCCCAUUAUUGGGAAACUCCAUAUUCUCAACCCUAUUUUGACAACUCAUCGAGACGAGAAGUCACUUCCAUAGUGGGUCAAGCAGCAUUACUGCAAUGUAGAGUUAGAAAUUUAGGAGAUAGAGCGGUUUCCUGGAUACGCAAACGUGACUUGCACAUACUGACGGUGGGCAUAUUAACAUACACCAAUGAUCAACGAUUUCAAUCUUUGCACACCGAAGGUUCAGACGAAUGGACAUUGCGAAUAUCAUCGCCACAACCUCGAGAUUCCGGCACGUAUGAGUGUCAAGUGUCAACUGAACCAAAAAUAAGCCAAGGUUUCCGUUUGAAUGUUGUGGUGUCUCGAGCGAAAAUACUUGGUAAUCCUGAAUUGUUUAUCAAAAGUGGUAGUGAUAUUAAUUUAACAUGCCUUGCUAUGCAAUCACCCAUACCGCCUUCGUUUAUUUAUUGGUACAAAGGAAAACGUCUAAUGAACUAUUCUCAACGUGGCGGCAUCAACGUUAUAACGGAACGAACAACACGCACAAGUAAAUUAUUGAUUUCAAAGGCAACAUCAGCAGAUUCUGGGAAUUAUACAUGUUCACCCAGUAGUUCUGAUUCCGCAUCGGUCGUGGUACACGUUAUCAAUGGCGAACAUCCCGCAGCCAUGCAACAUGGCAACAAUAGUGCUUCAUCUCUGACACAAUCAAUUCGUAAAGUCAUGCGAUCAUUGUCGUAUGAUGGCCUGAUCUCGGCAUUGGUCAAUAUAUCAACCCUGCAUUAUAUACUCUCAUCCGUAGUUGAAUUAAUGAUGGCAACAAACUGUUGCCUAGUGUUAUUGGGCAUGACUAUAUCGCAGUGUUUUCUCGUGCAUAAUGGUCGACUGCCGCGCUGUGUUACCAGGUGACUGUAAUCAAGUGGGAAAUAUUCGGCAUUGGCCGAAUCUAAUGCAUUGCCCAACAACAUCAUUAACACUCACAAUAGCAACAAC
This is a messenger RNA of Calliphora vicina (urban bluebottle blowfly), 998 nucleotides long. Its product is annotated as limbic system-associated membrane protein-like. The transcript has 4 exons. The coding region runs from base 3 to 914 and encodes 303 amino acids. The record is from RefSeq and is a predicted model, not a curated record. Gene Ontology annotation, biological process: synapse organization. NCBI's taxonomy places the organism in Eukaryota, Metazoa, Arthropoda, Insecta, Diptera, Calliphoridae. Gene Ontology annotation, cellular component: neuron projection membrane.